AUGGCUGGUAUUUUCGAGGCUCCGCGGAAUGCGGACACUCUCUGUGAGCUUCUUCUCCCCUCUGGCGUCCCGUCUCCUGAACCCAUCUUGGGCGGACAGAAAAUCACUGGCUCCGAUGUCCGUGAGCAGAACGUUCUUGCCACGCAAGCCAUUGCAAAUGUCGUCAAGAGCUCUUUUGGCCCCUCCGGCCUGGAUAAAAUGAUGGUGGAUGAUAUCGGAGAUGUCACGGUGACCAACGACGGUGCGACCAUUCUGAGCCUGCUUGAUAUCGAGCACCCCGCUGGCAAGAUCCUUGUGGAUCUGGCUCAGCAACAGGAUAAGGAGGUCGGUGAUGGCACCACGUCCGUCGUCCUAAUUGCCGCAGAACUCCUCCGACGAGCCAACGAGUUGAUGAAGAACCGCAUACAUCCCACGACUAUCAUCACCGGUUACCGGCUAGCCCUCCGCGAGGCCGUCAAAUACAUGAACGAGAACAUCACCACGAAAGUCGAGACAUUGGGGAAGGAGAGCUUGGUCAACAUUGCCAAGACGUCGAUGUCCAGCAAGAUCAUUGGUGCUGAUGCCGAUUUCUUUGCGAACCUGGUGGUUGAUGCGAUGUUGUUGGUGAAGACGACGAACCAGAGGAACGAGGUCAAAUACCCGGUCAAGGCUGUGAACCUGCUCAAAGCCCAUGGAAAGAGUGGCACGGAGUCUAUGCUGGUGAAUGGCUAUGCUCUCAACUGCACGGUGGCUUCGCAGGCCAUGAAGACCCGGAUAACCGAUGCGAAGAUUGCCUGUCUGGAUAUGAACCUUCAAAAGGAGCGGAUGAAGCUCGGCGUUCAGAUUACGGUGGAUGAUCCCGAUCAGCUGGAGAAGAUCCGGGAGAGAGAAGCUGGUAUUGUUUUGGAGCGGGUCGACAUGAUCUUGAAGUCCGGAGCCAACGUCGUUUUCACAACGAAGGGUAUCGACGACAUGGUCCUCAAGCUCUUCGUCGAGCGGGGUGCCAUAGGCGUCCGCCGCUGCAAGAAGGAGGACCUUCGUCGCAUCGCUAAGGCGACCGGCGCCACUCUGGUGAGCACGCUGUCCGACCUGAACGGAGAUGAGAAGUUCGAGGCCUCGUACCUGGGACAUGCGGAGGAGGUUGUUCAGGAGCGAAUCUCCGAUGACGAGUGCAUUCUCGUCAAGGGCACCAAGGUCCACACCUCGGCUUCGAUCAUCCUGCGUGGCCCCAACGACUUCAGCUUGGACGAGAUGGAGCGUUCCGUCCACGACUCCCUCUGCGCCGUCAAGCGUACCCUGGAAAGCGGUAGCAUCGUCCCUGGCGGUGGUGCUGUCGAGACAGCCCUGCACAUUUACCUCGAAGAAUUCGCCGUCACCGUGGGCUCCCGGGAGCAGCUUGCCAUCGGCGAGUUUGCCCAAUCUCUCCUCACCGUUCCCAAGACGCUUGCUGUGAACGCUGCGAAAGACUCAUCCGAACUCGUCGCCCAGCUCCGUGGUCGCCACGCGCGCUCCCAGAGCAUCCAAGAGGGCGACCCCAACGUCGACGCCAAGACCGUCGCUAAGAUGAAGGCCUACCGGAAUUAUGGUCUGGAUCUGAUGAAGGGACGGGUCCAUGACUGCCUCAAGGCCGGUGUCCUGGAGCCUAGCAUGGGUAAAGUUAAGCAGCUCAAGAGUGCUGUUGAGGCUUGCAUUGCCAUCAUGCGUAUCGACACCAUGAUCAAGCUAGACCCCGAGCAGAAGCAGGAUGAUGGACACGGCCAUUAA
Messenger RNA from Aspergillus terreus NIH2624, 1743 nucleotides. Its product is annotated as chaperonin-containing T-complex alpha subunit TCP1. Gene Ontology annotation, biological process: protein folding. Lineage: Eukaryota; Fungi; Ascomycota; Eurotiomycetes; Eurotiales; Aspergillaceae. Gene Ontology annotation, molecular function: ATP binding; ATP hydrolysis activity; ATP-dependent protein folding chaperone. Gene Ontology annotation, cellular component: chaperonin-containing T-complex. Bases 1 to 1743 code for a protein of 580 amino acids. The transcript is spliced from 6 exons. The record is from RefSeq and is a predicted model, not a curated record.